AUGAACAGUGCAGCAAAGGAGAAGAAGCGGGCUGCAGACCGCGAGACCCAGCGACACAACCGCGCCCGCACCAAGGCCUACAUUGCGUCCCUAGAGAAAACCAUCCAAGACCUUGCCGCAUCCAACGGGGACGCCAGCCUAGGCCACCAACUGGCUCAGCAGCAAGAGCAGAUCAAUCACCUGCAGCAAACACUUCGCAAGAUAGUCAAUCUCGCCCAAGAUGGCGCAGGCAGUCUUCCGCCUUCCGCCAUUCCUGAAAGGUCAAGCCAGCAUACCCGGGACGCAACAAGUCAGCCCACAUGCGAGGAAGGAACACCAGCAGCCAGUGCAAUAAUGGAUGCGCCCCCCGGGGCCAAUAAUAAUAAUGGCUUCUUUGGCAUCGACCUGAGCUGUUUGGACCGGGAGAGGAAUUACCUCGCGGUGCUGGGCAACGCCCUAAGCUUGGCUCAGUACUUUGCGUCAGAGGUUUCAGGUGGUAAUAAUGAUAAUAAUAAUCAUACGCUGACCCCAGUCUCCGACGAUGACGACUUCUGCAUUCGUGCGGUCGUCGACGGCUGGAAAGCAGCCACCGCUCGAUUCGAAGCCGAUGUCGUCUGGAGCCUUCUUCGAACAUUGGACGAGGGCUUGUAUUGCACCAGGACUGACCCUGUUACAAGAAUCGGCCUGCUGCGCAUUAUGAGAUCCAUGCUACUGCAUAGAAUUGGAGUUGCCCGCGAAGUUCCACCUCUUCCAGAUUACAUGUUAACCACGCCGCAGUUCCGCGAUCACUGGAUUUUCAACGGUACCGAAUACGUCGACGAGAAAUGCGCAGCGUUGUUUAGCACCCGCAUCUGGUUUGAGUGGCCGUUCGAAUUGCGGGAUGUGUAUCACAAACAGGUCAUGACCGACACGUUAUCAUUCUCUGCGGAGUUCGAGAGGAGAUACCACGAUCUGAACAGCUGGCAUCUGAAUUCGGGAACGGAAUGGCUGGAGUGGUCGCUGGAGGCUUGUCAAAUGAGACUCGAAGAACUGCAGCCACCAGCACUUAAGUGA
Messenger RNA from Aspergillus mulundensis, 1032 nucleotides. Its product is annotated as bZIP transcription factor. The transcript is spliced from 3 exons. The coding region runs from base 1 to 1032 and encodes 343 amino acids. The record is from RefSeq and is a predicted model, not a curated record. NCBI's taxonomy places the organism in Eukaryota, Fungi, Ascomycota, Eurotiomycetes, Eurotiales, Aspergillaceae.